AUGAUUCGCGGGAAGGACACAGGCGAUCUUGAAUUCAAGCUGAACAGUUCAAUCAACUAUUAUUCGGUUGUCACAAAUGGAUAUAUCAAUGAUGGCCUCUGGCAUAACUAUGCGUUCACCAAUGAUCAGGCUGUCAAUAGGAUAUACAUCGAUGGCGUUGAACAGACUGUAAUCGAUAGCUCAGAGGCUAUCACCGCCGAUCUUGUUGAUGGGCUUGUCAUCGGAGAAUUCAUCGGUGAGCUCAAAGAUCUAAGGAUAUACAAUGUUGCUUUGGAUAUCCAACCAACUGUGGUAGAAAGCAAUGCGACAAGCACCUAUCAGAACUCAUCUUAUAAGUUCCAAAAGAACUUCAAGGUAAAUGAUAGGCUGCUUCAAGGCGGCCAGAGGCUGAGCUUGAGGCUUGUUGAUGGCACAAAGGCAGAUCUUGACGAGCUGCUGCUCAAUUUCAUCGUCUAUGAUGAGGAACAAGAGACACAAGAGGAUACAAGGGAUUGGGACCCUGAGCAGAUCACUAAGAUACUUUAA
Guillardia theta CCMP2712 is the source of this 525-nucleotide messenger RNA. RefSeq lists its product as hypothetical. The record is from RefSeq and is a predicted model, not a curated record. The transcript has a single exon. Lineage: Eukaryota; Cryptophyceae; Pyrenomonadales; Geminigeraceae. Bases 1 to 525 code for a protein of 174 amino acids.